AUGUCGAACUUGGGAAAACGCAACGCAGGCUUCAUCGACCUCACUAGCGACGAUGAGAACCCCACACCCCACCGCAAACAAGCGCGUGCAUCGAUCAACCAGCCUUCGGGCUCUCAACCUCGUUCAAGUCAGUCUUUGAAUGGACGUGGGUCCUGGGCCGAUCCUGAUGAAGAGGAUGAAGUUCUUGACCUUAGUCAAGAUGCUGAUGAAGGAUCCGGAUGGACCUGUGUUGGAGCUAUCGAUGGCAAGAUUGUUGGAGUCCGGUACUACAAUGGUUAUGCGACGCCUGGAGAGCAAGUAAUGAUCAGGAGAGAGCCGUCAAACCCCUAUGAUUCGAAUGCCAUCCGAGUGAACAACGUUCAUGACACUCAAAUCGGCCAUUUACCCCGAAACAUUGCCUCCAAACUUGCACCAUACAUGGACUCUAGGACGAUUGUUAUGGAAGGCGUCAUCGCAGGAGAGAAGGCAACAUUUGAUUGCCCAAUCCUCUUAAAGGUCUUCGGGCCAGCUGAGCCCAUUGCAAGAGCACAGUUGGAGGCUCGGAUGAAGGCUGACAAAGUGCCUCUCAAAAAACGAAACAUUGCCGCUCCUAAAAAGCCUGUUCAAUAUCAACCACCCCCAAAGAAGCAGACUGGUUAUUCUGGCAGCUCACAACCAUCAAACAGUCAAACAAGCAGCCAGCCCAUGAGCCAGCCCGAACCUCCUAUUGAGCUCAGUAUUCGAGAUUUGGCGGACAACAGUGAGCGUUUCAACCCUCGAGAAGCUGCGAAGAUUGUUGAGGCCUGGGGAGCUGGUGAAAGUGCUCUUGCAAAAAUGCCCAGGGCUAACCAGCCCAUCGGCUUGAAGUCCAUCCUUCUUCCGUAUCAAAGACAAGGUCUGGCUUGGAUGCUAGAGAAGGAGAACCCCGUCCUUCCUGCAGUUGGUUCAAAAGACAUCGUUCAACUCUGGAAGAGAGUAGAUAAAAAUAAUUUCCAAAACAUUGCUACCAACUACAAGACUCCCAUCGCGCCUACUUUAUCCAGGGGUGGUAUUCUUGCAGACGACAUGGGACUUGGAAAAACUCUUCAAGUUAUUAGCACCAUCCUUGAGGGUGGCCCAGGAACUACUUUGAUCGUAGCGCCUGUAGGCGUGAUGAGUAAUUGGUCUUCGCAGAUUGAGAGGCACGUCAAGAAAGAGAAUGCAUUGAAGGUCUUGAUGUAUCAUGGCAGUAGUCGCAAGCGCCUGACACAGCAGGAAUUUGCAGAAUACGAUGUUGUUGUCACAAGUUACGGGUUAGUAGGUUCUGAGUGUAUGCCCAAGGGAUCCAAAUCGUCUCCAGUCAAAACCCCAACGAAAGAUGGAUUGUUCUCCAUAAACUGGCGUCGAGUCGUCCUUGAUGAAGGCCAUCAAAUCCGAAAUGCUGCUACUAGAUAUGCUGUUGCAACUACUAAUCUCUUGGCAACAUCAAAAUGGAUCCUCACAGGUACUCCGAUUGUCAACACCAUCAAGGAUCUUCACUCCAUGAUCAAGUACAUGGGGAUCACCGGAGGUUUAGAACGCAUGGAGCUUUUCAACUCGAUUCUCACUCGCCCUCUGGCUGCUGAAGAUCCGAAUGCAGAACUCAUCUUACAGUCUUUUAUGAGAACCAUGUGCCUACGACGAAGGAAGGACAUGGCAUUCGUCGACCUGAAGUUGCCCGAGAAGUCAGAGUAUGUCCAUCAUAUUGCCUUCCGCAAUGACGAGAGAGAGAAAUACGAAGCUAUCGAAUCUGAGGCAAAGGGCAUGGUGAAGAUAUUCAACGAACAGCCCUACAAGAAAGGACUGAAUGUCUAUCGCCAUUUGCUUGAGAUCCUACUUCGGCUCCGCCAGGUAUGCAAUCAUUGGAAGCUCUGCGAAAAGCGAGUUACCGACUUGAUGGCCUUUUUGGAAAGUGACGGAGCCGUAGCGCUCACCAAAGAGAACCGCGCUGCCCUCCAAGCAGUUCUACAACUCAGUAUCGACAGCCAGGAGGAAUGUUCUAUCUGUCUCGAGGACUUGCACAAUCCAGUCAUCACAGCGUGCAAGCAUGCGUUCGGUCAAGAAUGUAUUGAGCGUACUAUCGAGCUCCAGCACAAGUGUCCAAUGUGUCGUGCUGAAUUGGUAGACAAAGACUGCCUCGUGCACGCUGCAGUUGAAGAGAAAGUCGCGGAAGAUCCAGAGAUCGAUGUCAACACCAAGAGCAGCAAAACCGAGGCAUUGAUGAGUAUCCUGACCGCCAGUCGUCGGGACUCGAAAUCGAAAGUCGUCAUUUUCUCCCAAUGGACCAGCUUCCUAAACAUCAUCCAGCAUCAACUCAACGAGGCUAACAUGAAGUUCGCCCGCAUCGACGGGACUAUGCCUGCUCACGUACGUGAUGCUGGUAUGUCCGCUCUCGAGAACGAUCCCAAUUGCCGUAUCCUGCUUGCCAGUUUGUCCGCCUGCAGCGUCGGUCUCAACCUCGUCGCCGCAGACACCGUCAUCCUCGCAGACUCCUGGUGGGCUCCUGCCAUCGAAGACCAGGCUGUCGAUCGUGUGCAUAGAUUGGGCCAGACCCGUCCUUGCACUGUAUGGAGAUUGGUCAUGGAAGAUAGUAUCGAGGAGCGGGUGCUGGCGAUCCAGGCUGAGAAGCGGAAGCUGGUUGGCAAGGCGUUCCAGGAGAAGGCCAAGGGUGGCAAGGCCAAGACUACCGGGAUGAGUGAUAUCAUGAAGCUGCUGGCCUGA
Lachnellula hyalina is the source of this 2718-nucleotide messenger RNA. Its product is annotated as DNA repair protein RAD5A. The transcript has 5 exons. Bases 1 to 2718 code for a protein of 905 amino acids. NCBI's taxonomy places the organism in Eukaryota, Fungi, Ascomycota, Leotiomycetes, Helotiales, Lachnaceae. The record is from RefSeq and is a predicted model, not a curated record. Gene Ontology annotation, molecular function: nucleic acid binding; ATP-dependent chromatin remodeler activity; zinc ion binding.